Molecule: messenger RNA, 408 nt
Organism: Aspergillus niger
Lineage: Eukaryota; Fungi; Ascomycota; Eurotiomycetes; Eurotiales; Aspergillaceae
Exons: 3
Biological process (GO): siderophore biosynthetic process
Cellular component (GO): intracellular anatomical structure
Molecular function (GO): 2,3-dihydro-2,3-dihydroxybenzoate dehydrogenase activity; oxidoreductase activity, acting on NAD(P)H, oxygen as acceptor
Source: RefSeq, a predicted model, not a curated record
AUGUCUCGAUUCUCCCUACACGGCCGAACUGCCCUCGUCACCGGCGGUGCCCGCGGCUGCGGCCUCGCCUUUGCGCGCGGUCUCGCCCAAGCAGGUGCAAACGUAGCCAUCUUCGACCGGAUACCUCCUGAAGAAGGAUUUCUGUCGAUCGAGAGGGAGUAUGGUGUGCGGACUGCAUAUUACGAAGUCGACGUAUCCUCUCCCGACUCCCUCGCCACCGGCUUUAGCGCCUUCCAAACAGACUUCGACAACGCCCUAGACAUCUGCGUCCCCUGCGCAGGUAUCAACCGGCACCAGACGUUCCUCGAGUUCAACUACGCGGACCACCAGGAGCUGCUUGGGGUGAACGUGCUGGGACUGUUCCAUACGGCCCAGCUGGCAGCUCGGCAGAUGAUUGCCAAUGGCACA